CCUUGAUCUCUCUUGCCCAGUGGCAGGGGUACGGUCUUUGAGGAAAAGGCAAGUAUUUCUGAGAGUGCUUCGAGCAAAGCUCGCCAUGGCAUGCGGCUUUCACUUCGACUUUACGGCGAACCAAUGGAUGCCAGCCUCCCCACGGGCAGACUCUGGUGGCACAACUUCUGAUGCUUCUGGAAGUGCCGUGCAGACGCUGCGCGUGGCCACACUCAAUGUGCUGGCAGAUUGCUUCCCGUGGGCCGUUGAGCUGAUGAUUUGCAGUGAAGAUCGCAGGAGAGCGCUGGUGACCUGGCAGUCGGACCAAACCGCGCGACGCCGAACGAGUAGUCCGCCCAGUCUGAAAGCCCUGAACCCAGAUCUGGGGAGCUCGGAAGGUGGGCGAGCCCUUCCUCCAUGAGUCAAUGAAGGUGGAAAACGGAGGAAGCAGGCCUCCUUAGUAAUUAGAUGAAAACCGUCUUCCAAGCUUGGGGGCCAUGUUCCACUUCCACGUUUCGUGGACGGUAGUUCCUGGAAGUUCCCCCUCAAACGCUCCUUGGACGGUUUCGGCCCCCUUCCCAAUGAGAACAUGCAAUUCUUCCAGUAGCUCUAUGUAGAUCCCAAUUCUUCGCAUAUUGGUUCCAACAGCGAUCCACUGUCCUCAAUCGGUCGACGUCAAUUGGCCUGGAUCGGAGACCCUGGGAGGCCCCCACCAGGCACAGAUUUGACCUAAUACAAUCUGUACAAUAGAAGAUGAUGGGGCCUUAUUGCUACUUCAUAUCCCGCUUUCGUUUGAUUCUUUUGUGUGUCAACUGUUUUGUGGGUGACGCGUUAAAUCCCAAAAUUAUCCCAAAUACAUAGGUCUUUUCCUCACAGGGGUUAAUUGGUAAACCAGAUCAAAAGGCCGGUGGGAUGUGAGAAACCACGCCGCUGGCAGGUCGUAGAGAUGGCUGAGCUGGAUGCCACAGUGCUGGGCCUCAACGAGGUGACGCCCGGACUCCUCGCGGCGCUCCUGGCGGAGCCCUUCGUGCGGCAGAGCUACUGGGUGUCGCAGCUGACGAUGGAUCAGACUCACGGCUGUGUCUUGUUCUCGAAGAUUCCCUUUGUCGUGGUGCUGCAGAAGCAGGUCACCGAAACACGCCCAAAGAAGCAGCGGAAGGUGGUGAUUGGUGUCUUUGAAGACAAGGACGCAGCCCCAUUCGCUGUGGUCUCCCAACACACGCAGGCGCACCAGUCAGAAGAGAAUUUACAACUUCGCAAGCUUCAAAUCCGAAAUGCCUGUGCUGCUGCAGUGGAAGCGUUGGGAACGGAUGCGGACCACGCGGCCUUUGUGUUAAUGGGUGAUCUAAACUUCCACUACCUCUGUGAAGACUCUACGAUCUUGGAGAACCACUUGUUGGAUCUCUGGGCAGAAAGCCAUUUCGAUGAAGGCAGCGGUACCAUCGAUGAAGGCUACACCUACGACAGCCAAACCAACCUCAUGGUACCACGCUACGUGGUCGGAGAAAACCGACGGAUGCGAUUGGAUCGGAUCCUUUGUUCCAGAGCCUUCUUCGAGAGGUUUCAGGUCGCAAACAAAUGCCGACUCUGGGCGCAGCAGCCCAUCAACGAGCGGGAGACUCUCUGGAUCAGCGAUCACUACGGCCUGGUGGUCGACCUCCAGCGCCGCCGCGGCGCGCCUGGCGCGCCGCCGCACAAGCCGCCCUCGCCCGACGUCCUGGCGGUGCUGCGCGCGCGGGGGGCGACGCCCCGCGAAGGCUCGAGCUACACGGCUUGGAGCUUUGUGGGACGAGCACCGAGGCACUUGGCGCACAUGGCGGUGCAUGCCGUGACCGGUGCAGGAGCCUUGAAGGGCAAGUACAGGUGAAAGUGCCGAAAGGGCCUGGGGCCGAAUGAGGUAGCUCUGGAGAGGCCCUGGGCAUAAAGUCACCGAGGAGACGGGACUUUGAUGAAGAUGUUUAGAGGCAGGCGGUUGAAGGAAGAUGUCUGGAAACCAUCGAGAAGUGCCA
This is a messenger RNA of Durusdinium trenchii, 1988 nucleotides long. The record is from the annotation of a GenBank genome assembly. NCBI's taxonomy places the organism in Eukaryota, Dinophyceae, Suessiales, Symbiodiniaceae.